AUGACAUUCGAGGAGGGGUUUGAUAUGUUCUGUAAAGGUGUCAUACCAAACGGACCUUAUUGGGAUCAUGUUAACGGGUACUACAAAGUAAGUUUAGAACAGCCGACAAGGAUUCUGUUUUUGACAUAUGAGGACAUGAAAAUGGAUACUAGGAAUAAUGUGAAGCUUUUGGCAAAGUUCUUGGGCUGCUCUUUUUCAGAGGAGGAAGAGGGCAAAGGUGUGGUGGAAGAGGUUGUGAGCCUAUGUGGUUUUGAAAAUUUGAGUAAGGUUAAUAAGCAUGGGAGUUUAAGUAUUGGUAUACCUAAUCAUGCAUUCUUUAGGGAAGGGAAAGUUGGAGACUGGAGGAACCCAUCUCACAAUUGA
This is a messenger RNA of Lactuca saligna, 363 nucleotides long. The record is from the annotation of a GenBank genome assembly. NCBI's taxonomy places the organism in Eukaryota, Viridiplantae, Streptophyta, Magnoliopsida, Asterales, Asteraceae.